Molecule: messenger RNA, 246 nt
Organism: Kwoniella botswanensis
Lineage: Eukaryota; Fungi; Basidiomycota; Tremellomycetes; Tremellales; Cryptococcaceae
Exons: 4
Coding region: 1-246 (81 amino acids)
Biological process (GO): transcription initiation at RNA polymerase II promoter; nucleotide-excision repair, preincision complex assembly; transcription by RNA polymerase II
Cellular component (GO): transcription factor TFIIH core complex; transcription factor TFIIH holo complex
Source: RefSeq, a predicted model, not a curated record
AUGAGUUCAGCGUACGGUGAUGCCUAUGCGGUCAAGAUGACUUCGGGUGUCUUGGUGACUUGCGACUCGGCGGCGAAACAGAUCUUACUUCAUUUGGAUUCGAUGAGAGACGGUCCUUAUAAAUUCAUGAUCCGCGAUGUCGACGAAACUCAUAUAAUGAUCAAGAGAGAGUACGUAGAAGAGAUCAAAGAGUUGUUACAAGAUGAGUUAGAGAAAAAUACAUAUAUUCAAGACCCGAAUUUAUAG